This is a messenger RNA of Coffea eugenioides, 2775 nucleotides long. RefSeq lists its product as uncharacterized. The record is from RefSeq and is a predicted model, not a curated record. Lineage: Eukaryota; Viridiplantae; Streptophyta; Magnoliopsida; Gentianales; Rubiaceae. The transcript has 16 exons. Bases 113 to 2608 code for a protein of 831 amino acids.
UUGAAACGCAGAGCGAAGAGAGACACCAGUCUAGUAUAAACACAGAAGAAGAAAAAUCAAAAGAGCGAUUGUAAUUUUGUUAUCAGUAUUUGGAAUAAAAUAAAAGACAAAGAUGCUAAUAGGAGGAGCAGCAGCAGGAGGAGGAGGAGGAGGAGCAAGGUGGAGCAACAAAUGUUUGAUAUUGGGGAUUUUGAUAUUAAUAGCGAUGGUAGUGAAGGAGGAGACUAGUUGUAUCGGGGUUGAAGCGGCAACGCCCAAAGCUUAUGUGAGAAGAGAAGCAGGGCAUCUGCAGUGGCAUCAUGGAGCCUUUCAGGAUGUCAAAGAUUCCGUCCGAUCUGAAGUCCGUCAAAUGCUGCAUUCUCGCGCCGAGGUUCCGUUUCAAGUACCCCUUGAAGUAAAUAUUGUCCUCAUUGGUUUUAAUGGUGACGGAGGCUAUAGGUAUACCAUUGAUUCUCAAAAGUUAGAGGAUUUUAUGAGAGUCAGUUUCGCAUCUCAUAGGCUGUCAUGCCUUGAGACAGGCCAGCCUCUUGAUAUAGAGCAUCACAUCGUGUAUAAUGUAUUCCCUGUUGGGCAGCCAGAACUUAUCGCCCUUGAGAGAGCAUUAAAAGAAGCAAUGCUUCCUGCUGGCACAGCCAGAGAGGCUGAUUUUGGAAGGGAAGUUCCUUUGUUUGAGGUGGAUGCAACAGUUGUUGAGGCAGAGUUUCAGAAUCUGUAUUCCUUCCUGUUUGACAUGGAAAAUGGAGGACAUUCUGUGGAAGAAAUGGACAGACCUUGGCCAACUGCAAUUUUUGUUGUCAAUUUUGAUAAGGUAAGAGUUGAUCCAAGGAACAAGGAUAUCGAUCUUGACAGUUUGAUGUAUGGAAGAAUUGCACAGCUAAAUGAGGAAGAGCUGCAAAAGCAAGAGGGUGAUUACAUCUAUCGAUAUCGUUAUAAUGGAGGGGGAGCAACUCAGGUUUGGCUGAGUUCUGGCAGGUUUGUUGUGAUUGACCUCUCAGCUGGCCCUUGCACAUAUGGAAAAAUUGAAACUGAAGAAGGAAGUGUUAGCUCUAAAACACUACCUCGAUUGAAAAACGUCAUAUUUCCAAGAGGAUCAAAUUUAGUGAGUGAGCAUUCUGCACAUGAUAUAUUUGUUGGGCAGCUUGGUGCUCUGAUUGCUACCACAGUUGAGCAUGUUAUUGCUCCGGAUGUUAGGUUUGAAACUGUUGAUAUGGCAACGAGGUUGCUUAUACCAAUAAUUGUCCUCCAAAAUCAUAAUCGUUACAAUAUCAUGGAGAAAGGCCACAAUUACAGUAUUAAUAUUGAAGCUAUUGAGGCUGAGGUUAAGAAAAUGGUUCACCGGGGUGAGGAAGUAGUAAUAGUAGGAGGUGUACAUCCGCUGCAUCACCAUGAAAAGUUGGCUAUUGCUGUUUCAAAAGCAAUGAGAGGGCAUUCCCUUCAAGAAACCAAGAAGGAUGGACGCUUCCAUGUGCAUACAAAGACAUAUCUGGAUGGUGCUAUUCUGAAAGAGGAAAUGGAGCGGUCAGCUGAUGUCCUUGCUGCUGGCCUACUCGAGGUGUCUGAUCCAUCCCUUUCAAGCAAAUUUUUCCUCAGACAGAACUGGGUGGAUCAAAGUGAUAGCUCAAGUGAUUCCCUACUAAAACACAAACCUAUCUGGGCUACUUAUGGCCAAUGGGGAAAGGACAAGAAACGGAGAAAAGAGAUGAAGAAACAAGGGGAUUUGUACCGGACCUAUGGAACUAGAGUUAUUCCAGUCUUUGUUCUAUCACUAGCCGAUGUUGAUGAAAAUCUUAUGAUGGAGGAUGAAAGUUUUGUAUGGACAAGUAAUGAAGUAAUUAUUGUCCUUCAGCAUCAAAGCGAAAAGAUACAGUUGAGUUAUGUUUCGGAAUUGGAAAGAAGGCAAGCUAUUCCAUCACAAGCACAGCGACAUAUAUUGGCGGGGCUGGCUUCUGUUGUAGGCGGAUUGAGUGCACCAUAUGAAAAGGCGUCUCAUGUGCAUGAAAGGCCCAUCGUAAAUUGGCUCUGGGCUGCUGGUUGUCAUCCAUUUGGACCAUUUUCUAAUACUUCAGGAAUUAGUCAAAUGCUGCAGGAUGUUGCACUGAGGAACACAAUCUAUGCACGUGUUGAUUCUGCCCUUCACCGAAUAAGGGAUACAUCAGAGGCUAUCCAAGCUUUCGCUGCAGAGUACUUGAAAACUCCUCUUGGUGAACCGGUGAAGGGUAAAAAGAACAAGUCAAGCACUGAGCUCUGGCUGGAAAAGUUUUAUAAGAAAACUACCACCUUGCCUGAACCGUUCCCGCAUGAAUUGGUUGAGCGGUUGGAAAAGUACCUGGAUAACCUUGAAGAACAGCUUGUUGAUCUGUCUUCCCUGCUUUACGAUCAUCGGCUACAAGAUGCACACUUGAAUAGUACCCAGAUUUUCCAGAGCUCCAUAUUCACCGAGCAGUAUGUGGACCAUAUUUUGGCCCGUGAGAGAGAGCAAAUGAAAUGUUGCAGCGUUGAGUACAGACUUCCGGUGCAGUCUUCACAAAACUUCAUUUAUGCUGGAAUUCUCUUAGCUGGUUUUGUUGUAUACUUUGUUGUAAUCUUCUUUUCAGCACCAGUUCGUUAAAACAAUUUUAUACUGAUGGCAGAAGCACUUCUGCUAUGUAAAACAACGAACACAAUUUUGAGGAAGAGAAGGAAGCUGUUCCCUUUCUUGCCCCAUGGAGAACAUGUGUGCAUGCUUGCGAUGUCAAGUGGCAGCAAUCAAAUAGAAUAUGCUCCUUUUCUGCAAAA